AUGCAGAACGUGGGUAAUAGUCGGCGGCGAGAGCAAGUCCCUCGCCAUGGACUGUCAAUGUUGUCGCUGUACAACGAGGCACCGUUGGUGGAGGUUUCGCUGGAGCAAUUCGAGGAGUUCGCCAUUGACCGACUGCAUGUACUCAAGGCGGUGGAGAACUAUCGCCUGCGCAGCGUGCAGAUGAAGGAUCGUGAGGGUCGUCUAGAGAAAACGCUCAACAAGCACAUGCCGCUGCGCUCAGCUGCCCCUAGACGCACGGGCCAGGCAGAGGACGACGCGGCCAAGGACGUGCUGUCCCAUUUCUUUCUCCGCAUGGCUUUCUGCCAGACAGAAGAGCUGCGUCGAUGGUUCCUCACACAAGAGAGCACACUCUUCCGUUAUCGCCUAGAUAAGUUGACAAGGGAGGAGAAGAUACAGUUUAUGAAGCAAAAUGGACUAUCGUACGAGGAGGCGACGAUGAAAGAGAUUGAGGCGAGGCAGAGCAAGCUGAAGGUUGUAAGGGACGCGAAUGAUCCCAAGGUUCGCGGUAAGCCGCUGCCAGCGUACUUCAAGGUCCCCUUCACAGAGGCUUUGGACCUGGUUGCUACUCGACGAGUGUAUAUUGAGGCCGUCAUUCGCUUU
This is a messenger RNA of Phytophthora nicotianae INRA-310, 621 nucleotides long. RefSeq lists its product as hypothetical. The transcript has 3 exons. The annotation marks the transcript as partial. Gene Ontology annotation, cellular component: alpha DNA polymerase:primase complex. The record is from RefSeq and is a predicted model, not a curated record. NCBI's taxonomy places the organism in Eukaryota, Oomycota, Peronosporomycetes, Peronosporales, Peronosporaceae. Gene Ontology annotation, biological process: DNA replication, synthesis of primer.